Messenger RNA from Stereum hirsutum FP-91666 SS1, 2337 nucleotides. RefSeq names its product voltage-gated chloride channel. Gene Ontology annotation, biological process: intracellular copper ion homeostasis; intracellular iron ion homeostasis; transmembrane transport. The coding region runs from base 1 to 2337 and encodes 778 amino acids. NCBI's taxonomy places the organism in Eukaryota, Fungi, Basidiomycota, Agaricomycetes, Russulales, Stereaceae. Gene Ontology annotation, molecular function: voltage-gated chloride channel activity. The transcript is spliced from 19 exons. Gene Ontology annotation, cellular component: early endosome; endoplasmic reticulum; membrane. The record is from RefSeq and is a predicted model, not a curated record.
AUGCCAGGCGACACCUCUGGUCUCAACGAGGAAGAAUUCAACCAGUUCAAGCGCUAUGAGGACUUUACGACUAUUGACUGGAUAGAGGACUCUAUCAUUGAGCGGAAUAAACGUCUUCGAACAUCCAAGCAUGUUUACGCCUCUUCUAGAGGUCCGAAUGGAGAGAUCACCCUACAUUGGUUAUGGUCCAAGGCGCGGAAGGUGAUGGAUGCUUGUCAGACGUGGGUAAUUGUCAGUCUUGUUGGAGCCGGAAUUGGUGUCAAUGCUGCCAUUAUAUCCAUCGUGACUGCAUGGCUCUCGGACAUUAAGAUGGGAUAUUGCUCGGAUGGCUGGUGGUUGAAUCAGCAGUUCUGUUGUUGGGAGGUUGAGGGCAAUGAGGAGAGCCCUUGUGAUUCAUGGCACAUGUGGAGUGAUGUUUCUAUUGCGCGGUGGUUCAUCUAUGUAUUGUUCGCGGGCAUCUUCUCGUUCGUCGCUUCCCACCUAGUCAAGUCUCUGGCGAAGUAUGCUGCGGGCUCUGGUAUAUCUGAGAUCAAGUGUAUCCUGGCGGGUUUCAUCAUGAAGGGAUUCUUGGGUUUUUGGACAUUCCUGAUCAAAAGUUUAACGCUUCCUCUUGUAAUAGCAUCUGGACUGUCCGUAGGCAAGGAGGGACCGUCGGUGCAUCUUGCUUGUACGAUAGGGAAUUUAGUAGCCAGCAUGUUCGGCAGCUUCUCGAAGAAUCAAAGCAAGAUGAGGGACCUCCUUACUGCCGCAAGUGCUGCUGGAGUGGCGGUGGCUUUUGGCUCCCCAAUCGGCGGUGUGCUCUUCUCCAUCGAGGAAAUGAGCCCAUCGUUCUCCAUCAAGACGAUGUGGCGUAGCUUCCUGUGCGCACUGGUCGCUACUGUGACAUUAUCAGCGAUGAACCCUUUCCGAACAGGAAAGCUGGUACUGUUCCAGGUCACUUACGAUCGGGAUUGGCAUUUCUUCGAGAUUAUAUUCUUCAUCAUCCUCGGAGUCUUUGGGGGUUUGUAUGGAGCCUUCGUCAUUAAGUUCAACCUGCAAGUCGCCGAAUUUCGACGAAAACAUCUCGCGAAGCACGGAAUCGCCGAAGCUGUCACACUUGCUGUCAUCACGGCCAUCAUAGGAUACUUCAACCGAUUCUUGCGAAUUGACAUGACCGAGAGUAUGUCCAUCCUGUUCAGGGAGUGCGAGAGCGGGGGGGAUCAUGAUGGUCUUUGUCGGACCCCUCUUCAGUGGCGCAUGGCGAACUCCUUACUUUUGGCGACACUUAUUCGAACUCUUUUGGUUAUCGUCUCAUAUGGAUGCAAAGUCCCGGCUGGGAUUUUCGUUCCCUCUAUGGCGAUCGGCGCUAGCUUUGGCCGUAUGGUCGGGAUCAUGGUGAAAGCCUUGAAUCAGGCCUACCCGACUUCAGGUAUAUUUGCGGUGUGUCAACCAGACGUACCUUGUAUCACCCCGGGCACAUAUGCGUUUCUCGGUGCUGCUGCAGCUCUCAGCGGCAUCAUGAGGAUCACAGUCACGGUCGUGGUCAUCAUGUUUGAGCUUACCGGCGCCCUCACUUACAUCUUACCUACCAUGAUUGUGUUGCUGGUGACGAAGGCAGUUGGCGACCUCCUGGGAGUCACUGGCAUUGCGGACGAGAUGAUCCGCUUUAACGGAUAUCCAUUUUUGGAGAAGGAUGACCACGUCUAUGAUGUACCAGUGGCGAAAGUGAUGCGGCGCGAUCUGCACACUUUGCAAAGUACAGGCAUGACCCUAAGCGAGGUUGAGGCACGCCUAUCUGAGACGACAGUCAAAGGGCUGCCCGUUGUCUCUAAUGAUGGUAAUCGCACCAUGAUGGGUUAUGUUGGCAGGAUGGAAUUGCGCUACGUUAUAGAGCAAGCUCGACGGUUACAAGACCUGCCACCAGAUAUGAUAUGCUCCUUUACUCCAGAUACAUCAUCCGAGCAAGACGCUCACUGGUCAGCAGUCGGCAUCGACGAAGACCUCGCAGCAAACAUUAUAUUCUCGACUUCGACACCAGGGCUGCUAAAGCUCUGGCCAUGGGUUAACCAAGCUCCAUUGACCGUAUCGUCCCAACUUCCACUAGAGAUUGUGAUGCAGCUAUUCAAACGUAUGGGGCCUCGUGUCAUCCUUGUUGAGGAUUAUGGCUCGCUCGUCGGGCUAGUCACCGUAAAAGAUGUCCUUCAACUAACACCUAACGAACAGCUCCAUAGUCCGGGCCUAUCAUGGAGGAGUGCGUCGGGUGGGCUUGAGGGAGCACUAGAGGAAGUGUUGAUGUGGAUUCAUCAGGCGAGAGAUUCGCUGGUAGAGAGGUAUCAUCGGGUGUUCAGUAGACGGUGA